Messenger RNA from Protopolystoma xenopodis, 648 nucleotides. The record is from the annotation of a GenBank genome assembly. NCBI's taxonomy places the organism in Eukaryota, Metazoa, Platyhelminthes, Monogenea, Polystomatidea, Polystomatidae.
AUGAGCCUUGGUUUUGUCGGUGUGUGGGGCGGAUUUCUGUACUGUCGUCUGGUUGGCAUCGGUGGACCGGUUGGCCGACCGACCGACCGAGCGGCCAUCUCACCGUCCGGUCGGAGACACUUUGCUACCGGUUGCCUGACUUGUCAGCGAGAUUGCUGGCCGCAGACCGCCCCAAGCCUACAUCGACCCACCCGAGUGGCCGGGCUGUCGGGUGUAUCAAACGUAUCAAACAAGGCAGGCCGUGCCUCGAGACUCCUGACCCUUUUGUCGCGAGGGGGUUUGGUUGCUAGUUCUGGUCUCGCCCGAGCAUGUCCACCAACAUGUCAACUCCUCUUCGUGCCUCCCAGUCAGUCACCUGAUUCUCUCCCCGGGUUCAGUUCACCAGCACCGCCGACCUCGUCACACUCUCCACACUCUCCACUCCCCUGCGCUUUCUCCUCCCUGGGCCUCACAAUUCGUGCGAGCACGUGGUUGCCUCGGUCUGAUGUCAGUGGGGCAGGGGCGAUAACGCCUGAAAUCGGUUGCCUGGGCAGCCGGGCUGACAUCCCCGCUGGUACCAGGGGUCGACAAGAUUGGACGAGAAUCGGUAAACAGACCGAGCAGACGAAGAGACUGUUAAACCUGCAAAUGGAGGUGGGUGAUGAUUAA